AUGGCUUCACCCUUUGCGUUUGGAAAUCCGGCAUCGAGCGGCGAGACGAACAAAAAUACAACAUCAACUGCGCCUGCGUCUGGAUCACCUUUUGGCUCAGCUGGCGGCGCUGGCGGUGCUGCGGCACCCCUCAGUUUUGGGUUUGGUUCGGCGGGUGCUGCGAGCAACACAGAUAGCGCACCGAAGGCUGGCGCCAUGUUCGGCGGUGCCGCAUCUACAACUCCCACGACGGCCUCGGGUGGCCUUUUCGGCGGCAACUCUACGACUCCUGCCCCAGGUGGUGGUCUCUUCGGCGCGAAGCCUGCUGGAACUGCGCCUGCCAGCGGCAAUAUGUUUGGGGGCGGCGGUGCGGCUCCCGCUGCCCCUGCUUCUGGUGGACUGUUUGGUGGCGCGAACAAUGCCACAGCAAAACCUGCAGGGGCUCUUUUUGGCGGUACCUCUACAUCAACUACGAAUGCCGGAGCCGGCCUCUUUGGCCAGGCUGCAUCGACGAACCAAGGCCAAGCCGCCACGACUACCACGACCGCGCCCGCAGCGUCAGGACUCUUUGGUGGCGCUGCCCCUACAUCUUCUGCUCCUUCAUUUGGAGGGAAUAUGGCUGCGCCUGGCGUAGGUGCCGGCGCUGCCACCCCGGCCAAGCCCAUGUUUUCUCUUCCAUCGACGACACCCGCCGGAGCGCCUCCUGCUGCUGGGGGCGCAGCCGGCGGACUCUUUGGCGGCGGUGCGAAGCCUGCUGCUGGUGGGCUGUUUGGCGCGAAGACCACAGGGACUGAUGCUGCUGCAGCACCUGCCACGACGGCACCUGCUAGCGGUGGACUGUUCGGUAACCAGCAGGCCGCACCUAGCGCUGGAGGUCUCUUUGGCGGCGCGAAAGCAGCUGCGGCUCCCUCGCCGGGUCUCUUCGGAGGUGCUUCGGGCGCGACUGCUACAUCACAGCCCGCAGCUGCCCCUGCUGCCGCCGCAUCGGCCGGAGCCUCUUCUUUGUUUGGCGCCAAGCCCGCAGCUGCGACUAUGGCGGCGUCUACUCCCACAACUACGACUGCGCCUCCCAGCUCAAGCGGUCUCUUCGGCGGCGACGGCGCUACAAACACAACAACUUCGGCACCGGCCGCAGGUGGCCUCUUUGGCGCUAAACCUGCUACCACCGCGACAACGACGACUGCUUCUGCAGCAGCUCCUAGCACCGCUGGUGGUCUAUUUGGAGGUGCGAAGCCUGCCACGGAUGCUGCGAAGCCUGCUUCAGCCCUCUUUGGAGCGCAGUCUGCGACAACUGCAGCUGCUGCUACCUCGAUGCCGACUUCAAGUGCCACACCGGCUUCGACGACUGCCACAGCCAGCGCCUCUGCCUUGUUUGGCGGCGCGAAGCCAGCCACAGAUGCCGCGAAGCCCGCCACUCAGACACCGACCGGCGCUUCCAACAGUGCCCACGGCGCCUCUACCACUGGGCCUCCCUCGCAAAUCGCCAGACUCAAGAACAAGACCAUGGAAGAUAUUGUCACUCGAUGGGCAUCAGACUUGACCAAGUACAAGAAGGAAUUCAAGGACCAGGCCAUAACGGUGUCCACCUGGGACAGGAACCUGGUUGAUAACGGCGAGAAGAUUCAAAAACUGUAUCUGGACACAUAUGAAGCUGAGCGCGCCAGUCACGAGAUUGAGAGACAGCUCGCUGCCGUGGAGAGCCAGCAGGAGGAACUGGAAGCCUGGCUCAGCCGUUACGAGUCUGAGGUCCAAGACAUGUUUGCCAAGCAGCUUGGUCCUGGCGAGCAUUUAGCCGGACCAGACCAAGAGCGUGAGCGCACAUACAAACUGGCUGAGAAGCUCACUCAGCAAUUGGACGAGAAGUCUCGCGACCUGUCCAAGAUGGUCAAGGAGAUUAAUGAUAUUUCGGGAACCCUAAGCAAGGGUGCGAAGGCAGAGGACCCGUUGAGCCAAAUUGUCCGCGUUCUCAACGGCCACCUUACACAGCUGCAGUGGAUCGAUGCCAAUGCGACGGCGCUGCAAGCCAAGGUGACGUCGGCACAAAAGACGAACAAUGGCAUGGCAAACAACUAUGCGGGCGUGGAGAGCGACGUGGCCGAGGGCUUCUAUCGUGCAUACACUGGUCGCAGAUAG
Molecule: messenger RNA, 2112 nt
Organism: Akanthomyces muscarius
Lineage: Eukaryota; Fungi; Ascomycota; Sordariomycetes; Hypocreales; Cordycipitaceae
Exons: 2
Coding region: 1-2112 (703 amino acids)
Biological process (GO): protein import into nucleus; RNA export from nucleus
Cellular component (GO): nuclear pore central transport channel; nuclear pore
Molecular function (GO): structural constituent of nuclear pore; phospholipid binding
Source: RefSeq, a predicted model, not a curated record